AUGAGACGCUCGAGCACCGACGAGACCCCCUACCGGCGCAGUCCGUCCCUGGACAGCAAGUCCGACUCGCCGCCCUUCUCCUCCGGGUUCCACCGUUUCAGCGGGGAGUUGGAGUACAAGCGGCCGCCUUUCGCUUUGGGUUUCCACACCACGAAGGGGCCGCAGGCCGCCAAGGGGCGCUGCGCGCAGCGGGGCAAAAAGUACGUGGUGUUUUACCUGGACCUUUCCUUCAUUUUCCUCCAAGAGCUGCGCCGCUGCAGGAUGGCCGAGGGCUGCGUGAUGCCCCUGCGAUACGGAAUGGUUUUUUUCAACCUCCUUUUCUGGUUGGGGGGAUGCGGCAUCCUGGGAGUCGGGGUCUGGCUCUCGGUGACCCAGGGAAACUUCGCCACCCUGUCGUCGUCCCUCCCCUCCCUGUCGGCGGCCAACCUGCUCAUCGCCGUGGGGACCGUGACCAUGGUGAUCGGCUGCCUGGGCUGCGUGGGGGCCGUCAAGGAGAGCCGCCCCCUGCUGCUCGCGUUCUUCAUCCUCCUCCUGCUCAUCUUCUUCCUGGAGAUUUUGGCCAUCGUGCUUUUCUUCAUCUACCAAGACGACAUCGACCACUACGCCCAGAGGGAUCUGAAGAAGGGCCUCCAGCUGUUCGGCUCGGAGGGCAACGUGGGCCUGACUAACGCCUGGAUGAUCGUACAAACCGAUUUCCGAUGCUGCGGAGUGACCAACCACACGGACUGGUUCGAGGUGUACAACACCUCCCGUGUGCCGGACUCCUGCUGCCUGGAGUACAGCGACAACUGUGGCCUGGACAACCCGGGGACGUGGUGGACAGCACCGUGCUACGAGCGCGUGAAGGACUGGCUGAACGAGAACCUGGUGGCCCUCUGGAUCUUCGCUCUGUGCACGGCGCUCACACAGGUCCUGGGCCUGGUCUUCUCCAUGACGAUGUUCUGCCAGGCGGUGAAAGCAGAGACUUUCUACGCGUAGCCAUCGACCUCUGUGGCCUUCAGCACACUGGGAUUGUUUCUCCUCAGAGGAUAUGGACACCACCACCCCCACCCACACCACCACCACCACCACCCCCACCCCCACAGACGCUCCUUCCCUUCGUCCUCUCCGUGACAUUCACGCCCUCCGGAUGUCAUCACAUCUUCUGCUGGCUGUCACCGAGCACAGUGUGUAACACCUGAGUUGCUUUCCUUUAUGUUUUGCUCUGUGUCAAAAAAAAAGAAGCUAAUUUGUUUGUGACAUAUUUCAUGAAGCAGUAUUAUGAACGUGUAUCAGAAAAAAAGAAAAGAAAUGUAACACAAUUUUUUUUUUAAUGUGUUUUGUUCUAAAUUAUUUCCUGUGUUUUCCAAACGAGAGGUGCAGUCGGGGGCCGUGUGGAGUGCUGCAUGUCUCCUGCCGUGUAUUAAAUGUUUUGGCUCGACUAAACCUCGUCGCCGUGUCGUUCCUCAACAGGAAGCGCCGACGGGGUUUUACUGCGCGAUCCCGCUUAUUUAUUCUUGAUGACGAAACAGGAGGGAACGGAGGACAUUUGCCCGGAAUCGGUGUGUUAGUUGGCUGAUGUAUUUCCUCUGCAGAGACUUCGCCAAAGCGAUUAGAAUAUUUAGCGCAGCACCGAGGUAAUCGGGCCACCGAUUAGAUGAGUAGAAUGAGGGGAAGCCGCUGAGGGACUGUCGAACAUGUGGCUCUUUUUACUGGGCGGAUUUAUAUGGUAUCAAUAGACAAAUGAACAAGCAGCAGGAUCCUCCCCCGUGGACCCCCCCCAAUGUCGAGAUGACUUUUUGCACCAAAAGAAACCCCUAAAAAACAUGGAAGCAGUGAAACACAAAUAUCAUGGACCAUGCUGAGGGAGCGGAAGAAGCGACACGUGUUGCUGGAAUUUGGUGGGAGCAGAAGAUCUUUUAUUUAUUCAUGCAUGAAUAUUUAAAAUCUGAAUAAUGAAUACUGCUUUUUAAAUACAUUUAAGUGACAGCGGCAAGUGACGAUUGAAUUUUAAACAAGGUUUUAGAGACUUUUCAGCGCUAUCCUUUAUUUCACACCCUGCUUACGCGUCCGUGAUGCUGUUCUGUUUGUGGGAAUCACCCAGAAAUCUCUGCUUCGCUGCCCCAAUAUCCGCUCUUGUGCUUUUUCGCUGUUGAAUAAAAGCAUUUGUUUGCCUUUAAUAACAA
Messenger RNA from Gasterosteus aculeatus aculeatus (three-spined stickleback), 2165 nucleotides. NCBI's taxonomy places the organism in Eukaryota, Metazoa, Chordata, Actinopteri, Perciformes, Gasterosteidae. The record is from RefSeq and is a predicted model, not a curated record.